Molecule: messenger RNA, 955 nt
Organism: Theileria equi strain WA
Lineage: Eukaryota; Apicomplexa; Aconoidasida; Piroplasmida; Theileriidae
Product: hydroxyacylglutathione hydrolase, putative
Exons: 4
Coding region: 123-914 (263 amino acids)
Molecular function (GO): hydroxyacylglutathione hydrolase activity
Source: RefSeq, a predicted model, not a curated record
CCAGGUCUAUACCAUCGCCAUUGGCUACUCUUCUCUCGUUUCAAAUCGCAGAUUUUCGGGGCUAUACCCUAUACAGAUCCAAUCGGCCCUUGUGCUCCUCAGGAAGUGUCAUUUCACAAACGAUGUUCAAGGAUAUCAUCAAGAAUCCGUGCGCCAAAGUUGUGGCAGUGCCGACUUUGUCUGAUAACUAUGCUUACCUUCUGAUUGACCCAGUGACUAAGAAUGGACUCUGUGUCGAUCCAGCAGAACCUAAAAAGGUCAUUGAUGCCGCAAAAGACGAGGGAGUUUUACUGAAAAGUGCCCUCUGCACUCACAAACACUGGGACCAUAGCGGUGGAAACAGGGAGAUCAAGAAGUUGAUUCCUGAGAUUGAGAUUGUCGGAUCAGCCUACGAGCAAAUUCCAGCAGUCACCAAGAGUGUCCAAGAUGGCGAUGUAAUUCCCUUUGGAAGUCUGGAAAUCAAGUGCAUCAAGGCCUCUUGUCAUACCAUUGGACAGAUCAUGUACUUUGUCCACUCUCCAACUAAUCCCGACCUACAGCCAAUUCUCUUUACAGGGGACACGAUAUUCAUUGCUGGAUGCGGACGAUUCUUUGAGGGCUCCGCCAAAAUGAUGUUGGAGAUUAUGCAAAAACUAGAAGUGCUACCACCAGAAACUUUAAUUUACUGCGGUCACGAGUACACGGUCAAUAACCUCAAGUUUGCCCAGACGGUAGACGAAUCUCCAGAAGUUACAGAGAAGCUUAAAUGGGCUCAGGAUACAAGAAAACAAGGCCUACCAACAGUCCCAUCCACCCUCAAACAAGAGAGAACUUACAACCCAUUCAUGCGGACAAGUCAUUUACAGAGUGUCAUGGGACAAGACAGCAUCGAGUCCACCAUGAAGAAGCUCAGAGACCUCAAGGAUCGCUUCUAAACUUGCUCCAUAUCCCUCCGGGGAUUCAGACAGUAACUACA